Molecule: messenger RNA, 2877 nt
Organism: Oncorhynchus masou masou (cherry salmon)
Lineage: Eukaryota; Metazoa; Chordata; Actinopteri; Salmoniformes; Salmonidae
Product: gastrula zinc finger protein XlCGF57.1-like
Exons: 2
Coding region: 360-2372 (670 amino acids)
Biological process (GO): regulation of transcription by RNA polymerase II
Cellular component (GO): nucleus
Molecular function (GO): RNA polymerase II transcription regulatory region sequence-specific DNA binding; DNA-binding transcription factor activity, RNA polymerase II-specific
Source: RefSeq, a predicted model, not a curated record
CUCGGGAGCUUACUAACCAACAGGGCCGAAAUAUUGGAGCUCUUCAGAAGCUUUCUGGCGUAUAUAUAAGCCACUGUUGUUUUAAAACAGACAUUUUUUUGUUGUUGUCAUCAAGCUGUUAUUACAUUUAAUGUAAUAUUUAACGUUGUUAGAAUCUCUAGCUAGCUGGUUAACUUAGCAGUAGGACUAGGCUAACGCUAACUAGCUAGCUAGCUAACAUCAUCGACCAUAGAGUCACAAAGCUACUCUUCCCCCAGUUGCUAAAGAAGAGGUCUGCUUCACGGAGAUAGAGGGUUUCGAGGAGGCUGUUACAGUGAAAGGAGAAGAGGAAGACGCUUUCAGAGUGAAAGAGGAGGAGGAUGUUGACUACCGUGAAAGAAGAGAAGGAAGAGAAAGAGGAGGCUGCAGUUUUUGGAAUAAAGGAGGGGGAGAUGACUGUCACAGUGAAAGAAGAGGAAGAUGUUUUUGGAGUGAAGGAGGAAGAGGAGGGGGAGAUGACUGUUACAGUGAAAGAAGAGGAAGAGGUUUUUGGAGAGAAGGAGGAAGAGGAGGGGGAGAUGACUGUUACAGUGAAAGAAGAGGAAGACGUUUUUGGAGAGAAGGAAGAGGGGGAGAUUACUGUCACAUUGGAGGACGAAGAAGAACAGAAGACUGGAGAUCUGAUUAACACCAGUAAAUACAGAGAGAGACCAGACUCUCACUCUGACAGCAGGAAGAGUCCUUCAGGGGAACCAGACCCAGAGACGCCCAAACCAGCGAGACGACAUCACUGGUCCCAGUGUAAAAAGAGUUUUAAGUGGUUAUGGAAGCUGAAAAGUCAUGAUAGAACAGACAUAGGAGGGAAGACUUCACAAUGUUCCCAAUGUGGAAAGAGUUUUACCCGUUUAGGGAACCUGAAAAGGCAUGAGAGAAUACACACAGGAGAGAAACCUUUCCAAUGUGCCCAAUGUGGAAAGAGUUUUACACGGUUAGGGAGCCUGAAAGAACAUAAAAUAAUACACACAGGAGAGAAGCCUUUCCAAUGCUCCCGGUGUGGAAAGGGCUUUAGGUGGUUAGGGAAUCUGAAAAAGCAUGAGAGAACACACACGGGUGAGAAACCGUUCCAAUGCUCCCAGUGUGGAAAGAGUUUUCCACAGUUAGGGAGCUUGAAGGAGCAUGAAAGGACACACACAGGGGAGACAUCUUACCAUUGCUCCCUGUGUGGAAAGGAUUUUACCAAGCUAAGGAACCUGAUAAAACAUACAGAAUUACACACAGGAGAGAAGCCUUUCCAAUGUUCCCAGUGUGGGAAGGGAUUUACACGGUUAGGGAACCUGAAGGAUCACAAAAGAGUACACACAGGAGAGAAACCUUUCCAAUGUUCCCAGUGUGGAAAGAGUUUUACACGGUUACGGAGCCUGAACGAACAUAAAUUAAUACACACAGGAGAGAAGCGUUUCCAAUGUUCUCAGUGUGGAAAGGGUUUUACCCUGUUAGGGAGCCUGAAAAAGCAUGAGAGAACACACACAGGAGAAAAGCCGUUCCAAUGCUCCCAUUGUGGGAAGAGUUUUACACAAUUGGGAAGCUUGAAGGUACAUGAAAGGGCACACACAGGGAAGACAUCUUACCAUUGCUCUCUGUGUGGAAAGAAUUUUACCAAGUUAGGGAACCUAAAAAAACAUAAACAAUUACACACAGGAGAGAAACCUUUCCAAUGCUCCCAGUGUGGGAAGGGUUUUACACGGUUAGGGAACCUGAAGGAUCAUAAAAGAGUACACACAGGAGAGAAGCCAUUCCAAUGUUCGCAGUGUGGAAAGAAUUUUACAUGGUUAGGAAACCUGAAAAAGCAUGAGAGAACACACACAGGAGAGAAGCUGUUCCAAUGUUCCCAGUGUGGAAAUAGUUUUAAAAGGUUAGGGAGCCUGAAGGAGCAUGAAAGGACACACACAUGGGAGACAGCUUACCAUUGCUCUAUGUGUGGAAAGAAUUUUACCAAGUUAGGGAACCUAAACAAACAUGAAAAAUUACACACAGGAAAGAAGACUUUCCAAUGCACCCAGUGUGGGAAGGGUUUUACACGGUUAGGGAAUCUGAAGGACCAUAAACGAACACACACAAGAGAGAAGCCUUUCCAAUGUUCCCAGUGUGGAAAGGGUUUUACCCAGAUAGGGAACCUGAAAAGGCAUGAGAAAAUACACACAGGAGAGAAGUCUUUCCAUUGUCCGCAGUGUGGAAAGGAUUUUACCCAGUUAGUGAACCUGAAAAGGCACGAGAGAACACACACAGUUUUAACAAUGACCCCAGGAGUUGGAAACAGUUCGAAGAACAGAACAGAAAACCGCGUAAGAACAAAAAACAUGAAGAAACAGAAACCGAACCGGGAAAGAAAGUGAAAUCUCUACAGUUCUGAAACAGAACCUUUAUUUCAAAAGUAAAGUAUUAAUAACGUUCUUUUAAAGUAACUGAAAAUCUUCUUUAAAAAGUUAACAUUCUGUUAACUCAUCGACAUAAUGUUGAGACAUGCUAUACUCAUAUUUGUGGACAAAGCAUAAAUUGACACUUCAAAAACCCUCAAACUUGUAUCUCAAACAGACUGUUUAAAUUUUUUUACUAUUUCCGUCAUAGAACACGUUAUCUCCCUGCGGAGGAUGAGCUUGCCAAUCUGUUGUUGGGGUACGACCCACACCAUUCUGUUGUUGGGGUACGCCCACACCUUUCUGUUGUUGGGGUACGACCCACACCAUUCUGUUGUUUGGAUACGCCCACACUAUUCUGUUGUUGGGGUACGACCCACACCAUUCUGUUGUUGGGGUAUGACCCACACCAUUCUGUUGUUGGGGCACGCCCUACCAUUCUGUUGUUGGGUUACGACCCACACUAUUCUGUUGUUGGGGUACG